CACAUUGCCUCCACUUCUCUAGACUUUCCAUUUUUAUCAUUAAUUCACCACCCAGAGCCGAGCAAUCUAGUGUCUAUUUUAUUCUGACAGCCAUCGUCUAUGUAGACUUAUAUCGUCAACUAGGACUCUCCUUCUUAAUCGUCUUCUUCGAAUUACCUUCUCUAUGCCACCGUCUACUGCGACAUCUACAACCUUCCUGCCGAGCAUCUAGUGGUAAACCGCAAGCUAGAACACAUGGCUACCAGUUAUACCAUGCCUAAUCAAAUUCUCACCUAUUUUUACGUCCUGAUGUUUUACACGUAAACAUUUCACCGCAGCUGAGAACUUCACCGGCCACCACUCUCUUGCCGGUCAUCUUCUCGCUGAGAACCUCAAGAUCAAUAUUGCUGCUUUCGGUAGCAAAGGUAAGUAACAGUUAUCUCCCUUCAAUUUUCUAUCCCCGUGAUGUUGUCCUCCCAGCUGAGCACGCCGCUUCCUCUUUUAAUCUCAUUGUCAUUCCCUUCCGAUAUUUAUCGUCGUUGUCAUAAGAAGCAACUAUUACUUUUGCCAAUUAUGAUUCCUCGCGUGCUUCUCAUGAUAAUCAAACCUAAGAAAUUUCGUCAAUAGGCUAAUGGUCUGGGUAGGUUCUUCUCGAACAUCAGUAUGGAAAUCGACAACGAACAGAGCGAGCUCUCGGAGGCGACACCGGCUCGUCAACGAGCAGCUUCUUCACCACGAGCUUCUGAGCCAUCACAAGAUUCCGUGGGAGCUAAUCGUCCUUCCUGGACGUGCAACCAGCUAGGGGACAGCAAUAUCCUACGAUUCCGUCGUCGUCCCAUCAUUGAGCCUACUCGUUAUUUCUGGGUGUGCACCAAGGUCCUCCAAAACAACACGACCGUACGAUUCAGUCGUCGCCCUGUACUCCCGACUACUCUGACUCAUUUGGUGUGUACUAGACAAGGGGAUUCCGCGAUCGUGCGAUUCCGUCGUCGUCUUGCCACUCUCUACGAAGUGAUAAACGAAGAAAGCCCUGACAGACAUGCUCGAAUCGACCGCCUUGGGAAGGACGCACGUGAGCGACGGCUACGUGGUCAGCGAAAGAUGCUAGAGGAUGUCGAGCGAGAGCGUGCUAAUGACGGAUCCUCUGACGGAGCUAGCUCUGACGCUUCCCAGUCGGAUGAUACUUCCCAGUCUGAUGACGAUUCUUCGUCGGAGGAUGAUUCUUCGUCGGAUGAUGAUUCUUGGUCGGACCGGGGCCGCCCACCCUUCCGCGAGCACGCACAGUCUGACGUCUACAUGCCGCAGCCUCUUGAGAUGAUCGACCCUGACUUUGUGGACUUCAUGAACACCGGCCGCCACCGUACCGAGCCCCCGACUGAAGAUGAUCUCCCUCUCCAUCUGGCGACUUCCAUGUGCAUGGGGGACGCUUACACCGGCAACAUGAUGCUUGACCUGUUCCCCGGCCUAGUGAAUCGCAGUAAUUGGGACGGCUAAGCUUCUUCAACACUAAAGUUUCUGGAGAAGAAUUGGCUGUCAUCGUGGCCCAUGGAUGGUCGACCGUUUGCUAUGGUCACUUUAGGCACAGAUGAUUGGGUUUUACUAUAGCAAUCAGACCAAUGAAUUCAACGACCAACUUGAUAUUGCUGUGUAUUCUGUGCUAAGUUUCCUGUUACCCAUGAUUAUAGUGAAGGGUGCUUGGUAACUAUGACUGAAGACCUUACAUACGUAAUAAAGGGGUUAAUCCAGGGGGUGAUGACUAAGCAUUUCUCUACUCUUGAACUCAAAGAAGAGAGUAAAAUCAAACCAGACCUCGGAACUUCC
Molecule: messenger RNA, 1800 nt
Organism: Annulohypoxylon truncatum
Lineage: Eukaryota; Fungi; Ascomycota; Sordariomycetes; Xylariales; Hypoxylaceae
Exons: 2
Coding region: 643-1473 (276 amino acids)
Source: RefSeq, a predicted model, not a curated record